Molecule: messenger RNA, 3437 nt
Organism: Notolabrus celidotus (New Zealand spotty)
Lineage: Eukaryota; Metazoa; Chordata; Actinopteri; Labriformes; Labridae
Product: neuropilin and tolloid-like protein 2
Exons: 10
Coding region: 570-2345 (591 amino acids)
Molecular function (GO): protein binding
Source: RefSeq, a predicted model, not a curated record
AGUUAAGACACGGGACGGGCGCAGACGACGCACAUUUCCUCAUCCCUUCUCUCCUCUUCCUCUUCCCUACUCUUCAUCUCUCCUCUCCCACACACUCUUCUCCUCUCUCUCUCUCUCUCUCUCUCUCUCUCUCUCUCUCUCUCUCUCUCUCUCUCUCUGUCUCCUUGCAUCCAUCAUCCAUCCAUUUGCGUCUUUUGGAUACCUACCUCUCCUAGAGCGCGUGCUGGAUCAGUCCAUCCUCCUCAUUGUCAUCUUCGCUGUAGUCCUGCUGGAAGCUGUAUUUACAGUGAUGAUGCCCGGCUGGAAACGGCUCUUCAUCAUCACUGCUGGAUCCACAGACUGAAGUAACUUUCCUGUUGGAGCGUUUCCCUGCGUAAUGGAUUUAUUGUUGUCGGAGAAAAGUUGGAUUUCGUGAAGAGUACAGCGGACCCCUAACAUGGGCAGAAGAGGAGGGCGGUUUUAGAAAGGUGUUUUUUGGUUGGAAUCACACACGUGCGAGGAAAUGCACAGAGCGUGGAUACUCUUCUUUCUAAUAGAAGAGGGCUUCGCUCUGGCACAGAGAAGUAAAGAUGCCCCAGCGAGCAUGGCAUCCAGAGCUCCAACCAGAACGACUGUGGCACAUGGGUCCGCAACAUCAAUGGCGGGGUGUUCACUCGCCAAACUACCCAAACACGUACCCUCCCAACAAGGAGUGUGUGUACAUCCUGGAAGCUCUCCCCAGACAGAGGAUUCAGCUGGCUUUUGAUAAGAACUACUACAUCGAGCCAUCAUUCGAGUGCCGCUUCGACCACAUAGAAAUACGUGACGGGCCAUUUGGGUUCUCGCCUCUCAUUGAUCGCUUCUGCGGGGGAAAGAACCCGGGCCUGGUGACAUCGACAGGACGUUUCAUGUGGAUCAAGUUCACUAGUGACGAGGAGCUUGAAGGCCUCGGCUUCCGCAUCAAGUACACCUUCAUUGCAGACCCUGAUUUCCAUCUGCACGUGGGCGGACUGCUAAACCCCAUCCCAGACUGUCAGUUUGAAAUUGGAGGAUGGGACGGGGUUAUUCGCUCCAGUCAGGUUGAGGAGGAAGAGAAAGUGAAGCCUGGGGAUGCCUUGGACUGCAUUUGGACUAUCAGGGCCCCUCCUCAGUCAAAGAUCUACCUGCGCUUCAUGGAUUAUCAGAUGGAGCACUCUAAUGAGUGCAAGAAGAACUUUGUGGCCGUGUAUGAUGGCAGCAGCGCUAUCGAGAACCUCAAAGCCAAGUUUUGCAGCACUGUGGCAAACGACGUGAUGCUGGAUAACGGAGUGGGCGUCGUACGAAUGUGGGCUGACGAGAAGAGCCGACUCAGCCGCUUCCGCAUGCUUUUCACCUCCUUUGUUGACCCUCCCUGUUCAGCGAACACAUUUUUCUGCCACAGCAACAUGUGUAUAAACAACUCCCUGGUGUGCAAUGGGGUUCAGAACUGCGUCUACCCAUGGGAUGAAAACCACUGCAAAGAGAAACGAUCUAGAGGACUUUUUCAUCAGAUCACUAAGACCCACGGCACGGUCAUAGGCGUCUCAUCCGGCAUAGUUCUGGUUCUUCUGAUCAUCUCCAUCCUGGUCCAGAUGAAGCAGCCAAGGAAAAAGGUUGUAGCUCGCCGGCCUGGUGUUUUCAACAAGGCGGGCUUCCAGGAGGUGUUCGACCCGCCGCACUACGAGCUCUUCUCUCUUCGUGACAAGGAGAUAUCUUCAGAUUUAGCUGAUCUGUCUGAGGAACUGGACAGCUUCCACAAGCUGCGGCGCUCCUCAACCAUGUCCCGCUGCGUCCAUGAGCACCACUGUGGCUCACAGGGCUCGGUGGCCACAGGUGGUGGCAGCAUGAAACACAGCCGCACCACCCUAAGCUCCAUGGAGCUGUCCUACCACAACGACUUCUCCAAGCCUCCACCCAUGAAGACUUUUAACUCCACAGCCAGCUACAAGAAGAGCUGCUACGGCUACAAGCAGCACUCACAGACUCAUGACUGCGACCAGCAGGUCAUCGAGGACCGCGUCUCAGAGGAGAUCCCCGGUGAGAUCUACGUGCGCGGUGGAGGAGUGGGAGGAGGAGCCACAGGUGGAGGAGUAAUGGGAAUGGGAGGACCAUCAGGGAUUGCAGGAGGAGGGAUUGGAGGAUCUGUGGGGAUAGCAGGAGGAGUGGCAAUGUCAGGAGGGAUGGGGAUGGGAGGAGGAGUGAGCAUGGCGGGACCAAGUGGCAUUGCUGGAGGUAUCGGUCCUGGGAUGGCAGGAGCCUGUGGAACCCUCAGUAUCCGUGGCAACAGCGCUCGUAACAGUACCACCAUAGUUGACCCACAGCAGCGCUCCAUGUCCAUGGACUUCUAGACGCUGGGAGAGAGGAAGAAGAGGAGAGAGGGAGUGCAGAAAGUUUCACUCAUUAAAACAAGGAAAAGUGGAGAGAAGUCUUGAAUUGAUCAGCCCUGUUCUCUUCUGCCUUUGCUUUCAAAGCAAUAGUAUCACAGUGACAGUGAAGGAUCUGCUCUGAAGGAGGUUUCAGAAAUUUACAGACAAAAAUCAAGGAGCAAAAAGAGGACAGCAAGAAACUACAAAUCUUUUUUUAAGAUGCAGAAGGAUGUGGAGUGGCCAGAGGGUGGAGACAUUUCUCCUCCAUCUUAAAGUCAUUUAAUCUCUCCUUUUCUUAAAAAGAGGGUUCUCGCAUGCAGACCCAGACUUUUCUCUGUUUGGUAACCUUGGAGACCAGGUAACCAAUCAGAAACAAGGAGAUAGAGAGAGACUGGGAGUUUUUACAUUUAUUCACCUGCCAUGCACAGAUAUAUGAUAUUUGGUGCGUCUUCUAAUAAUUUGAUUCUUUAUUUUUGUCGGUGUACUGUACUGUUCAAACCAGUAUAUAUAUAUAUUAUAUAUCCAGCCUCGUGACGAUGCUUGGCUUUUAUCUCUUUAAUCUUUUUCAAAUGUUGCUGAGAUGAUUUUAUGAAGAUGACUCCUCCAUGACAUGUGGUAAUGAUGAAGAGAGAGACAAUGAUCAGAAAUAGGAGGAUGAUGAUCAUUAUGUGAUAAUACUAUAAUAAUUAUGUAGUUUUUCUUGUUACCUCACACUUACACAGAGGGUAUCACCGUUCAGUCUCUCCUCAGGAAGAGCACAUGAAGAGACUUAUUUUGGUAAGAAGUUAGAAAAAAAAAGUAUAUUUCUGCUAUUUCAGGCUAUGAAUGAUCAUUUGUGAAAUAGGAAUUUGGAUGCGAGGCCUUGACUGACUCAAAAUAGCAACCAUUCAACCCGUGAACCCCGUCGAUACCGAGAGAAAAUGUAAUUUCUCAACUUUCCCAUGAACUGAGUUUGUAAAACAAGCACAACCUGUUUUCCUUAAGAGAAAAACAUGUAGCCUGUAUGGACUCAUUUAUGAUUUAAACCACUGGUUGUAUAAUUUCAUUCUGUUGAAUUAAAUGAGAGUUUACUCA